Messenger RNA from Thermothelomyces thermophilus ATCC 42464, 1849 nucleotides. RefSeq lists its product as uncharacterized. Lineage: Eukaryota; Fungi; Ascomycota; Sordariomycetes; Sordariales; Chaetomiaceae. The coding region runs from base 125 to 1486 and encodes 453 amino acids. The transcript has 2 exons. The record is from RefSeq and is a predicted model, not a curated record.
GCCGCCGCGAUUCCUGUUCCCUGUGCGUUGAAUUGACCAAUCUGCAGCACCCAGGACUGGUCAUCCACUCUUUGAUAUCGACACGGAACUGCCAUCUGGGAGGCUAUCCCAGAGUCUCGCAGCGAUGCUGGCCGCUCAUCACGACCAGGAAAACAUCUACACCCAACAGGCCACCGCCUCGAAGCAGCAAUUGCAAGCCAAGACCCCCGGAGUUCGCUACCCGAAGACCCCCCUCAAGGUUCCGCUUAACGACGAGAACAAGAAUCACGGGUUUCAGGGCAAAGGUGUUUUACAGGGUAAAGGGCACAAUGAGAACACUCUCACAGUUGGUAAGGGAGCCGACACCCUCGGCAAGUCUGGCAAGAUUGGGAUGGUGACGCCGGCCGCUCCAAGAACUGGCCGUGCGCCUCUCGGAAACAAGACCACCAACGCGAAGGCCAGGGCAACACACCAGACUCCCGGGACCAAAGCCGUCGCCCGCGACCUGGAAAAAAACGCCUCCAAGCCAAUUGCCAUUGUCAAGCCGAACCCCUCUGCACCCCAGGCCGAAUCUUCGAAGCUUGCGGUCCAUACCGACAAGGAUCCACUUAAGGAGGAGGAUAUUGAAUACGCCCCACCCAAGCCGAAGGAUCUCCCUUACGAAUCCGACGUAUUUCCCGACGGUGUCUUGACCUUUGAGGGGUUGAAGCCCGAGAACUUGUUCAAGGGCUACUACCAGUAUUACUUCAACCGCGUGGACGACGAAGGCAAGACAGCGGUGGAGCGGGACAUGGAAGAGCGGCAGAAGCGAAGCUUUGAGCGUGGUGAAGAGCAGAUCCGGAGGGACAUGGACGAGUUUAUAUGGAAUGUCGGCGACAUUCCCGAAGGCAAGAAUCUGUUGAAACAAAACGUCGGGGUGCCAUCUGGCGCCACAGCGACAUUCGGCAAUAAGGUGACGCGUUUGGCGCCCAAACAGCCGUCGACGCUCGCAUCCAGGAAAGCAGCAGCCGCUCUGGCAAUGCCCGCUACCUCAUCCGCCGUUUCGCAAGCGAGGUCGACCAGGACAGCCGCUCCUUCUGCCGCCAAGGCACCGACAAAAGGAUUUCUGCUGCCAAAGCGGAAGCCCUUGCAACCGGUCUCCCAGCCCACCACCAUUCCGGUCCGGGAACGGGCGCCUGCCGUCGCAGCUUCGCGCAGCACUCUAGGGUACAACAAAGGCCGGUCGGUAUCCUCUGCUGUCAACGGAACCAGCAGCGCCGCGACCGCCCGCCAGCUCCAGGGCCAGGCAGGUGGCAAGCCUCGCACAUUGGUGCGAUCUGCCAGCACAGCAUCCUCCAGCUCUGAUACCACCAUCACACCCGCCCGUUUCGCCCAGUCAUCAGAGACGAAGAAGCCGGAUUUCCUGUCCAUCUUCGACGGGGAGGACGAGGAGGAUACCUUGGGCGGAGGAAUGCCGCCCAUGGAUGAUGACAAUGAUGAUUUCCAGCUGACAGUCAAGUUUGAGUGAAAUGGGGGUUGGGACAGGAUUAUCACUAUGCGGGAAAGUCCGCAGGCGUUGGGUUCAGGGCGUUAUCGAAGUUGUAGACAUAUUCUUCUCCUAUUCUUGGUCGGAAAUGGUUUCACACUCAUGGGAGGCAGUCGUCCCUUUACGUCUUUCUUUUUCGUUAGCAGCAAUUCACUAGGAGCCGCAAGCCGUUGUUCGAACUGUCAGCGAGCAGCGACUGGAUAGGCGCGGUGGCAGCGAUAGCGGGAGAAGCAGAAACCAAAGGCAUUGCUUCGUUAUUGAUUGUGUUAUUAAGGAUGAGUUACACAUCGGUUAGGUGCGAUAUCGAGAUUGGACAACCAAGCAGUUUGUGUCGGCUGUGGCGUG